UGCAGAAAGCUGUUUGUUGUGGCUGAAUGAAGCUUCAGCAGCUUCAACUACUGACACAGUAAAAUGCAUGCGCUGUCCUUAAGACUGCCCAACCAUGUCAUUGCUAACUGAAUGUACAACAGAGAUUUAUUACACCUUUGUUUGACUAAUUUCUAAAUAUAGCUCCAUUGUUGCCGUUUAAUCAUUUACUUUUAAUUGCCUUUAAUUCAAUUUCCUUAGGAGAUCAAGGUCCAUGUAAAGUCAAUCCUGGACCCUGUGCCUCUCUAUUGAAAUGGCCGACAAUGUAAAUCUGGGCAGUUCCUCUGUUAAUUCCCCAGGCACACACCCAAGGCAAAACAAUGAACUGUCAGGAUCUGGAGUGUUCUGCUUCACACUUUUCUCUCACUCGUCUCUGUUGCUGUUGGCAUACCCGACAACUUAAUCCAUUCAUCUGGAGAUGUGACAGGAAAGAUCACCUUCCGUCAGAUGGAGGGGAAUUACACAUAUUUGCGGGACAGUGGCGCUCUGGCCUCAUGCGUACCCACCCUGGUUACUUUUGAUCUCCUUGACCUAAGGCAUAACUUUCGCUCUGCGGUUUUCAAAUACACAUGGGACUUUGGCAAUGGGGAAGUGUUUGAAGGCCCAGAGCCUUUUGUGCAGUGUAGCUACACCACACCUGGGAAUUACACAUUUAAAUUGAGGAUUGGAGCCAACAUAACCAAACAAUCUAGAAUUACCGGGCUGUACACUAUAGAUUUGACUGUGUUAGAUGCCAUACAAAGCAUUGAAUUGAGAGGACCAUUGAGUUAUAACGUGGACCAAAGUAGUAGUCUGUCCUUUCAUGUUGGAGGAAGUCCUCCGGUUUGGUACUGCUGGAGAGUUUUGCCUGAUUGUCAAUCACCCAGUCCAAUGUCCUGCGAGUCAGUCAGACUUUACGAAAACAUAUUCAAUCUGAGCUACACCUUCACAUCAGUAGGAACGUAUUGCUUAGAAAUCAGCGUGAGAAAUAAUAUCAGCAAGCUUCAGACAUCCUACAACAUCCACGUGCAGGACAGCCCUGUGAAUCACCUCAUCUUUAUUUUGCCCUGUGCUGCAGUGAUUUUUGCUACUCUCAUAUUCAUCUCUGUCUCGGUGUGUUGUCCACUGCAGGAAUCGGGUUUUGUAUGUAACACACUGGAAUCAGAUAUGAGUUAUGAUGCUGUCACAGACAUUGAGAUGCAUGCCAAGGAUGCAGCUUCCCCAUUGAAGGAUAAUUGUCCAUUACAAACAUCUUCCAGAAGAAAUGAAUCACAGUCCCUUCUUCAUCAACAAGGGAUGUACAGUCAACCCUGUUAAUUCCAUCUGGUCGAUAGUAUUUUUUACAAUGAGCUUUCAUUGUAUUAUCUUGCUUUAUUAAAUAGCCAUUCACGGUUAUCAAGUAGGCCUACCCUAUAGUGUCAUUAAGAUCUGUAUGACUUUUUGAAGAUAUUUUGAAGAAUGUUGGUAACCAUUCAACAUUUGCCCUUAUUGACUUCUACAACAAAAACACUGACACAUUUCUCAGAAUAUCUUCUGUUGUGUUCCACAGAGAAAGGGGUAAUACAGGUUUUCAACGGCAGGAGAGUAAUGAAAUGAUGACAUAAUUUUUUAUUUUUGGGUGAACUAUCUCUUUCAGAACAAGACAGAAGUGGCCAUUUUUGAAUCAAGUACACAAAAUGUGCACUCACUAAUGUUUCUUCCUGACCUUAGCUGUUGUUCCUUUUUUUCUGCUACUUUUUUGGACUUUUAUUUUACACUUAAGUGGGUUUUAUACUCCAAAAAGGUGUAAACUCUUUUAAAUGGUUUUAGAGGUUGUUUAUGAGGGUGUUGCAAUUCAACAGUGUUUUUGGUCUAUUCCGAGUUCAAUUUUUAAACUUGAACAUAAUGUACAACAAGCACUGCUGUAUAGAAAGAUCAUAUGUCUUUGCUAGUGAUUAUUAUGAGUUCCUACUGAAAGCUCUUUCUACUGGAAUAAAUGAAUCUGA
This is a messenger RNA of Triplophysa rosa, 1982 nucleotides long. RefSeq names its product transmembrane protein 130 (gene tmem130). The record is from RefSeq and is a predicted model, not a curated record. NCBI's taxonomy places the organism in Eukaryota, Metazoa, Chordata, Actinopteri, Cypriniformes, Nemacheilidae. The transcript has 8 exons. Bases 466 to 1314 code for a protein of 282 amino acids.